Telopea speciosissima is the source of this 2489-nucleotide messenger RNA. RefSeq names its product SET and MYND domain-containing protein 4. Gene Ontology annotation, molecular function: protein binding. The record is from RefSeq and is a predicted model, not a curated record. The transcript is spliced from 15 exons. Bases 50 to 2461 code for a protein of 803 amino acids. Lineage: Eukaryota; Viridiplantae; Streptophyta; Magnoliopsida; Proteales; Proteaceae.
UACCUGACGAAGUGCAAGAAGCAUUUGCAUUUUGGUACCGGCAAACGAAAUGGAAGAGCUGAAGCGUGUGAUUCCGAUCAACCUUAAGAGAAUGAUUUUCGAAAGCACCACAGAGGAUCUUUCUUCGACAUGUUGUUCUCUUUUGGAUUUUUUCCUUCAUCUGCCGUUGUUUCAUAGCGUCCUGCAAGACCUAACGGACCCAGAAAUGGCUAUCUGUCGUAAGAAUACGAAAGCUGCAUUAGAUUAUAAGCAGAAAGGCAACGAGUGUUUUUCUAGCGGAGAUUACGUCAAAGCUUUGAGUUUUUACUCCCAGGGAUUACGUUUUGCGCCAAUGGAUGCUGAUGAUGCGAACAAGAGCUUGGUCACAAUGCUAUAUGCAAAUCGAGCUUCGUCUUUACAUAAAAUGGGCCUUUUGAUGGAGUGCAUACGGGACUGCGGUCGGGCUCUCCUACUUUCUCCUAGCUACACAAAGGCAUGGUAUAGGAGAGGUAAGGCGAAUGCUUCCUUGGCAAAUUAUGAAGAUGCAAUCCGUGAUUUGAAUGUUGCUCUGGACAUGGAGCUCUCUUUACAUGGAAAGUCCCAGAUAAAAUGUGAGAUUGAUACAAUUCUCGACCACUGCAGGAGGACUAAGGGGACCAGUAGCUCUUGGGAUAGUUCUAGUGAGCGGAACUUUGGAUCCUGUGGUAACUCAAUCUCUAUGAUUGAUGAGCCACACCCAAAAGUGCUACAGUGUGUCUCCACACCAACUAAAGGAAGGGGUAUGGCUUCAAUAAUUGACAUAGCUAAAGCUACCUUAGUUCACACUGAAGAACCUUAUGCUGCGAUCAUAUUGAAGCAUUGUCGGGAAACACAUUGUCAUUUCUGCUUGAAUGCGCUACCAGCUGAUACUGUCCCAUGUUCAUCAUGUUCAAUACCAUUGUACUGCUCCCAGCAUUGCCAAGUACAAGCUGGAGGACAAUUUGGAAGCUGUCCAAACAAUCCUUCCAUCCCUGAGAAAAUAUCGAAGGAUCUUGAAAGAUAUAUGGCAGAAAUAACCGUAGCCAGCAAUUCUGGAUAUAUUGUUGGUGAUGCAAACAUCGAGUAUCUCACUGAACACAAGCAUGAAUGUGGUGGUGUACAUUGGCCUGUAGUAUUACCAUCCGAAAUCGUUUUGGCAGGCCGAGUUCUAGUUAAGUCAAUUGAGCAAAGGAAGCACUCCAGCUGGACCUCCAAGCCUAUUGAAUCUUUGGACCUCUUUCACAAUUAUGCUCAAAUGACCCCGGAGAGAAAAUUGGAGUUGCACAUUUAUUCAAUUGUACUGACUCACUGUCUUCAGCAUGAUUAUGGUUCUGUAUUUCCUUUAACAGGCACUUCUGCUUCACAGGUGGUUAUACUUAUAUCUCAAAUCAAGGUAAAUUCUAUGGCUGUUGUUCAUAUGAAAUCAGUAGAUGAAUACAGUUCAUCGAAGCAGUCAGGACCACAGUUGUCAAGAGUUACUAAUGUAGAACAGGUCAGAGUUGGUCAAGCCAUUUAUGCAACUGGUAGCUUGUUUAACCAUUCAUGUCAACCGAACAUUCAUGCUUAUUUCCUUUCACGUAGCCUCUUUAUACGAUCAACAGAGUUUGUGGCAGCAGGUCAACCCCUGGAGCUAUCAUAUGGCCCACAGAUUGGGCAAAUGACUCUUAUGGAUCGUCAUCAGUCACUGGAAGAUCAAUAUGCAUUUAAAUGCCAGUGCUGUGGUUGUUCAGAACUUAAUCUAUCUGACCUUGCUGCUAAUGCUUUUCGGUGUGUGGAACCAAACUGUUCUGGUGCGGUCUUAGAUAUCUGUAUGGCAAAGCAUGAAAAACAGAAAGUUAGCUGUGUACAAGGUGUUUCUACAAUUUGCAGCUUUGAGUGUCAUUUACCUGUUGAUAAGCUGAAAGUAGAAGACAUCAAUAAAGUGGCCCACAUGUUGUUUCAACAAAACAAAGGAACCCUUCGAAUUCAUCCUGGAUACUGUUUGAAUUGUGGUUCUCAACGUGAUCUGGAAUCUUCACAUGCCACAGCCAAGCAAGCUCGUAUUUAUGUCAAGAGAUUGCGGGAUGCAAUAGAUUCAAAGCAAGUUUCAAUAAAUGUACUCUCAGAUGCUUUGCAAUCUCUUGAUCUGUUGAGAUCAACAAUACAUUCAUACAACAAGGAGAUAGCAGAGGCAGAGGAUAUUAUUGCAGAGGCAUUUUGUUCGCUUGGAGAUUUUCAAGCUGCCAUGGACCACUGCAAAGCAUCAAUUGAGAUCUUGGAGAAGCUUUACACCACCAACCACAUUGUCAUCGGGAAUGAGUUGGUUAAGCUUGCAACUAUUCAAUUGUCCUUGGGUGAGUCAACUGUAGUGGAAAUCAUAAAUCGAUUAGAUAAAAUAUUUUCAAUGCAUUAUGGACCUCAUGCAACCAGAUUAUUUCCAUAUCUGCAAACCCUUAAGGGAGAAUCCAGCAAACACACUGAGUAAGGUCGUCCACUCUUUUAUUGGAGUGCAA